This is a messenger RNA of Oncorhynchus nerka (sockeye salmon), 972 nucleotides long. Its product is annotated as keratin-associated protein 10-5-like. The record is from RefSeq and is a predicted model, not a curated record. Bases 1 to 972 code for a protein of 323 amino acids. The transcript is spliced from 3 exons. NCBI's taxonomy places the organism in Eukaryota, Metazoa, Chordata, Actinopteri, Salmoniformes, Salmonidae.
AUGACCGACCGCAGCUUCUCCCCAACCGGGGACAACAGGAAGCGCUCUGUGUCUGCAAUCUUCCUGUGUCUGCAAUCUUCCUGUGUCUGCAAUCUUCCUGUGUCUGCCUACUUCCUGUGUCUGCCUACUUCCUGUGUCUGCACUCUUCCUGUGUCUGCCUACUUCCUGUGUCUGCACUCUUCCUGUGUCUGCUUACUUCCUGUGUCUGCACUCUUCCUGUGUCUGCCUACUUCCUGUGUCUGCCUACUUCCUGUGUCUACCUACUUCCUGUGUCUGCCUACUUCCUGUGUCUGCACUCUUCCUGUGUCUGCCUACUUCCUGUGUCUGCACUCUUCCUGUGUCUGCCUACUUCCUGUGUCUACCUACUUCCUGUGUCUGCCUACUUCCUGUGUCUACCUACUUCCUGUGUCUGCCUACUUCCUGUGUCUGCACUCUUCCUGUGUCUGCCUACUUCCUGUGUCUGCACUCUUCCUGUGUCUGCUUACUUCCUGUGUCUGCCUACUUCCUGUGUCUGCCUACUUCCUGUGUCUACCUACUUCCUGUGUCUGCCUACUUCCUGUGUCUACCUACUUCCUGUGUCUGCCUACUUCCUGUGUCUGCACUAUUCCUGUGUCUGCCUACUUCCUGUGUCUGCACUCUUCCUGUGUCUGCCUACUUCCUGUGUCUGCCUACUUCCUGUGUCUGCCUACUUCCUGUGUCUACCUACUUCCUGUGUCUGCCUACUUCCUGUGUCUGCACUCUUCCUGUGUCUGCCUACUUCCUGUGUCUGCCUACUUCCUGUGUCUGCCUACUUCCUGUGUCUACCUACUUCCUGUGUCUGCCUACUUCCUGUGUCUGCACUCUUCCUGUGUCUGCCUACUUCCUGUGAUGAACCUGCUACUGAAGCUGCUCCUGUGGUUCAUCGGAGUGCUGUGGAGUAGGUGGAUGUCAGAGUGCUGUGGAGUAGGUGGGUGUCAGAGUGCUGUGGAGUAG